Dendrobium catenatum is the source of this 2388-nucleotide messenger RNA. RefSeq names its product LRR receptor kinase SERK2-like. Gene Ontology annotation, biological process: alanyl-tRNA aminoacylation; protein phosphorylation. Lineage: Eukaryota; Viridiplantae; Streptophyta; Magnoliopsida; Asparagales; Orchidaceae. The transcript has a single exon. Gene Ontology annotation, cellular component: cytoplasm. The record is from RefSeq and is a predicted model, not a curated record. Gene Ontology annotation, molecular function: alanine-tRNA ligase activity; ATP binding; protein kinase activity. Bases 1244 to 2212 code for a protein of 322 amino acids.
GGGCGAUCGACGAAGAUCGCCGCCGAAGGAGAUGGGCGGUCGACGAAGAUCACCGGCGAAGGAGAUGGGCGGUCGACGACGAAGAAGACGACUAUCCUCCGCUCCAACUUCCACUCCAAUGGCGAGACCCGCUGUCUCACUAUCCUCACGAAGAUGGCCACCGAAGAAGAAGGGAUGUCGAUCGUGAUCGACGCUGCGAAGCUCUUCCGGUUCAAGUGGAAGCAUCAAUUGAUCGGAUUGAUGUUUCAUUUGCCGAUUUCAAUCAUUCUUUAGAACGAGUAUGCACAUCGGUAAGCAAACUAUCUUCGGCCAUCUACUCACACUCGCUUUCAACCGAUUUCGCACUUGCCCGAUUUCCUCUGCUCCCGCAUGGCUCGCCGCACCAGCAUCCGCCAUCGUCUGCCACUAGCGCGUGACACCAGUCGCCUAAAUCGAGCCCGAUUGGUCCCACACAGACAGAACUCCCGCCGUUGCUCCCACUCCACUCUUGGUUGCCAAACCCACGCCAGCGUCCGUCCGGAACGCACCUUCGCUCCAGCUCCCAUCCCCACACAGCUCCCACGAUCUCAUGGUUCGACCUACCCUCGAAGCCACAGAGAAGCCCAUGUACAAAUUAUGUGGCGAGAAGAAUCAUAUUUCUCUGAAUCCUUCCCCUCUAUACUCCAGUUCGAGCUCCAAGGGCUCAGAAAGCCAUCGAAGCCAAUAUACCCGAUGCAGCAACAUCAUGAGCGUCGAUGGUUCUUCCAAAAUUGACUGGGAUUGUUCGGAUAUAUGCAAAGAUAAUGAUGAACUAAAUACCCAUUCAAGGAGUUCUUGCAAUUUAGAAAAGUAAGUGGCUGCUGCUCAUGAAUGCAAGGUCUGCAAUAAUGCUGAAGAGGAAGAAAAUCGCCUUGCAUCCACAGAAUUGAGACCUGCUGAAGAUUGGCCAAGGAUAAAGAAGGAAUUUCAAAUUCUGAACCAUUUUGUUGAUCACGGUACAACAAUAGUUAAGGGGAGAAUCUCAUCUGAAUCAAGAUUUUUGGAGUUAAAAGAGAAGCUAGUUACAUCUGAUUAUGACGAUUAUGCUUCAGAUGCUAUCAUAGAGGUUUUCAUUACAGGUGUGCAAGUGCUGGAUGUGAAAUCCACUAACAAAGCUAAUCCAACGCCAUGCUCACAAGUUGCUCGACGUAUUGUCGCUGAUGACUUCGUGCAGUUGGGUGAUGACGACUUCCUUGUUAAGAUUGAUUUAGUACUUCAGGACAACAUGAAUAUUGCGGUAAAGAGAUUGAAGGAUGGUCUGAGUUCAUUUGGUGAAUCUUCCUUCCUGUGCGAACUUGAGAUGAAAAGUAUAGCGGUGCAUCAAAAUCUUUUGAGUUUGAUUGGCUUUUGUACAACAGUAAGACUUUUAGUUUAUCCAUUUAUGGCUAAUUUAAGUGUUGCUCAUCAUUUAAGAGAACUGAAGCCCGAAUAUCCACUUUUAGAUUUUGUGCCUCUUGGAAUCGCUCGAGCUCUGCCAAAUCUUCAUGAGAGGUGCGAUCCAAAGAUCAUCCAUCGUGAUAUCAAAUCCGUGAAUGUGCUUCUUGAUGAGAACUUUGAGGCUGUAGUUGGAGACUUUGGAUUGGCCAAGCUGAUGGAUAUGAAGAAAACAUCUGUAACUACUCAGAUUUGUGGAACUCAAGGCCGCAUAGCGCCUGAAUAUAUAGCCACAGGCAGGGCAUCCGAGAAGACUGAUGUUUUUCGAUAUAGCAUCAUGCUUCUUGAGCUGGUUACUGGACAGUGUGCUCUAUGCUUUGAAGGAAGAGAUGACUUGCUUCUGCUUGAUCAUAUAAGAACACUUUCAUUUGCUAUUUCUGAUGGCUCUCGUCCUGGUAAUGAAGAGCGAGAAUAUGCAUUGAAAGUUAUGCAUGCAGGGCAGCAAAUUUCAGCUAGGAUUAUUUUAAUAAGGAGUUCUUUUUUAAGAAAUAUGCUUGAGUACUAUCAGGGUGGUGUGGAGAUGAUAAGAAGGGAUUUGCUUAUUGAACAUUUGAAGCCUUAUCUUGAGCGUGCACUAACCCUUAGCCCAUGUUAUUAUGGUGGUGUUAAUGACGACAAGAUGACUGCUAUACGAGUAAUGAUUGGGCGUCAAAGACGCAAAUUGUUUGACCCAGGAGGAUUGAUUAUAAUUUUUACAUCCAUCUUCCUUCAAAUAAAGCACCUCGACGGAGUUGAGCUCUUUUAUGCAAGGGAAGAAUGAUGUGGAACAUUAUAGCUUAAUUUGUUCCUUAGGUUAUUUUAUUUAGUUUGUUAUAGAUUUGUUUCAUGUUUUUUAGAACUUUCUAGGUUUCUCUGGGUUAUCUCUAUUUGGGCAUUAUAUAUAUGUGGAAUGUGUAAGAGGAAGGGAUAUUGAAUGAAUAUUAUCUCUUUUAUGAA